This is a messenger RNA of Malassezia vespertilionis, 5565 nucleotides long. RefSeq names its product non-specific serine/threonine protein kinase (gene RIM15). The record is from RefSeq and is a predicted model, not a curated record. Bases 1 to 5565 code for a protein of 1854 amino acids. NCBI's taxonomy places the organism in Eukaryota, Fungi, Basidiomycota, Malasseziomycetes, Malasseziales, Malasseziaceae. Gene Ontology annotation, molecular function: ATP binding; protein serine/threonine kinase activity. Gene Ontology annotation, cellular component: cytoplasm; nucleus. The transcript has a single exon. Gene Ontology annotation, biological process: phosphorelay signal transduction system; peptidyl-serine phosphorylation.
AUGCAGGAUACCCCAUCCGAGCGCACCCACGGCGACGGCUCUUCUGACGCAUACUUUCAAACUAGUGACGUGUCGGACAGCGGUGACGACGGUCGCCGGAGCCACGAUCGGUCCUCCUCCGGGAUAUUUGAGCUGGAUCCAGAUACCCCAGUCACGAGCAACAGCGGCUCCGAUCCCGACGAGCCGUCGACGCCAUUGCACGGCACUGUACGGCGGGCUCACCCAGCGCCGCUCAGUGUACGGACGCGCACACACGCACCGUCGGCCCCGCAAACUGCGCGCGCCGUACUGCAUCGCACCACCGAUUCCAGCUCGUCUACCUCUCAAGGAUACGCGUCGCCUGGCUCGGCCACGCGGUGCUAUCGCAGCACACUUCAAAACACGCCGUCGUAUUCGAGUCCACUUGCCUGGGCGCCGACCGUGCUUGAAGAUUCGCACUGCACACGCGAUCGUGUGCCGCGCCCAGGCACACGAUUUUCCAGCAUGGGUGUUGCGCUGCGGCAUGCCAAGUCAAAUUCUGGAUCGCGCGCCACGCCCGUUUCUCAGUCUCUUCCCCGCUUGCAGGGCUGGGUAACUCCACGCUGCGGCACAUCGCCGAACACCGCGCCACUAGGCACACGGCGCACUUUUCACAUGGAAGCGCAAACUUCGCGAGGCACACACCGCCGCGCUGACUCUGGCAAUGCAAACGAUCCGUGGGCUUUUUCUGUAGGCUCCCCCGUGGGUGGCCCCGAAGGCGUCGACCCUGCGCUGGUCGCUGCGAUUAGCGCGCACCCCUACUCCGUGCCUUCCGUGCACGAAUUCAACGCGUGGCACGAUGCAAGUCCGAGUGCCUCUGACGCUUGUGACAAUGCACAAGACGCCCUUGGACAUACAACCGUGCUGCAGUCCACCGUCUCGCCCAGUGGCAGUGGUAGUGCCACGCCUGAACCUGCAUUCACAAGCCCCCGCAGGCGGCGAUCGGAAGCGGUGCGUUUGCAGCGUGUUCCGCACUCUGUUGCAACUGCCAACGAUUUAGUGGUGCCGCACCGGUCUGCGCCCAGUGUCUCUUCGUGCUCGUCCCAAGGAUCCCCCCUUCCGUCACCUGCCGAACGCACCGACGAGCACACCGGGUGCCUCCAAACACCGAUUUUGGGUCUCGGACUGCGCCUGCCCGGCACCGAGAGUUCCCGCUCGCGAAGUGCGACACAGGGCGACCAAGGUGCGCUGGACACGGACGAUAAGCAGCUCGAAAUGAGUGCUGUAAUUCUCGCACUUUCACGCACGCACAAGGCCGAGCAUUGGGCGCAUGCAUCACCCGUGCGCUGGCGCGACUGGACUGAUGAUUGCUGGUGCGCUGGCGUGGUGCCUGACACUCAUGUUGUGAUGCGCGCACAGUUCUACUGGUCGCUUGUGCGAGCAAGGCUCAACACGGCAGAAAUCGGUGGCUCGAUGUAUACCCAAUUUGCCAAGCGGCUCGGCGCCGCUGCCAGCAUGCCUUCCUUGCGUGCUGUACAUGGGAAACGUACACAGAACAAGACGCCGCGCCGCGAGCACGAUGUAUUUGGCGUGCGACGCAAGCUGCACGCUGCGGAGCAGCGCAAUCGUGUGGUAAGCGACCGCACCCACACCGACAUGCCCAAGCUGCGCACGUCGUUGCGCCGACAGAACCUGACGACCUCGGCAGAUGACAGCGUAGCCGCACAGCGGCGCCAGCUGUGGAACGAAGUCGUGGAGGCAAAGACUUCGUGCGAUGCUGAUCUAGACAAGAUUGUGCAUGGCAUUUUGGAAUACUCUGAGCGCAGCACGGACGUGGAAGAGUUUGAGCCUGACGUCACGGUGAUGAUCAACGACGAGCAUGGCACGUAUCCUUUUGGGCACGAUCCACCCGACGAGAUACCCUCGCUUGCAUUGAAGCCCAUCGAGCGACUGGGCGUGAUUGCGACUGUACUGCGCGGCUUGUCGCUCCACGCAUUGCUGAUGCAGCCAGCGAUCUGCAGAGAGUCUAUCCAUGAGAUUCAAGAGCUCGGCACGCUCUGGGACGAACAUCCUGAAUGGCCGGGGCGCGGCUGGUACGUGGAGUUGCUCCUCACCGUCGCGGGCCUUAGUCGCGUCCUGGAAUGGUGGGAUGCCGAGCACCGUUUUUGGCACAUGGGCGAGGACAGCAAUGCGCGACGACAGGCCUCUGUGCAAGGAAGUCCGCGGCGCGCGUCGCAAUCUGCGACGCUUGCCACGACCAAAGAAGAACCGGAAGACGCGCAGAGCGGAUCGUCGAACACAAACGUUAUUGUAGAGCUCUCACUGGAGGAGCGAAUUCGGUACCUCAGUCCGACGUGGUACGACGUGAUUGGCACCGAUCCCGCACACCUUGUCGGCCUGCCGAUCACCUCUAUACUCUCGCCGCGCAGUGCGACCAUUUUUGCACGAGCAACGCAGCAGCUGCGCGACCAUUUUGGGUACACGGUUGAGAUUGUGUUUGAAAUGGCGCUUCCUGGUAUGCCCGACAAGGUAUACAUUAUGGAGGCGCAAGGGAUGAUUGUUCACGACACCGCCACGAAAUCCUUGUCGCACACGAUGUGGGUCAUGUCCCUUGUGCCCGAUACGCUUCCAGACGAGCAGGUUAUGGAGCAUCCGCACAUUAGCCAGAGUGUCGGAAAUUUACCCCAAGACGGGGGCGCAAUUUCCACCGAGCUGCUUCUCUGCCGGAUCUGCGAGCGCGAUAUUCCUGCAUGGUUCUUUGAAAAGCAUUCCGAGAUCUGCCACGAAAUCCACCAGCUGGAAAUGAAUAUUGGCGCUGGCAACGAGCUCCUUUUGGAACUUAACGCAUCCAUUUCUGAUUUGCAGCGCAGGCUCGAGGAGGAAAGCGCCAAGUCCACCGAUUUUGACGUUCAUGCAGACACCCACUUUUAUUACCGCGACCAUCCAUUGAUGCUCCCGCCCUCCUCCAACGCGCCACUGUCUGCGUUGGAGGGUGCACACGCAUUGGAGCUGGAGCGCACAUCGCGACCAUGGUGCCUUAAACGUGCACUUCACCUCACCGAAGAGCUUUUGCCUGUGACGGAGGAUGCAAUGUCCAUUUCUACGCCAGCCAUUAAGGAGGAAGGCAUGGGCGAUGGCUCGUUUAACAGGCUUUUGUCCCCGUUGUCGUGCAUGUACAUGGAGCAGCUGCGCUCGUGGAACAUGCCCAAGGCACACGACCCUGCACUCGACGCGAUGAUCUCCGAUGUCCGGCACGCAGUGCAGGAAAAGGUGCACCUGGUAAACCGCAUGCGCAAUACAAUUGUGUACGUCGAGACCGUGCGCAUGGAGAGCGAGCAGAUCCUUGCAGAGAUGCUGGAGCCUGUGCAGCCCGCACCUGCAGUGGUAGAGCCACACGCAGAAGAGGCGCUCGCUGCAGACGUGAAGAGUCUGUUGCACAAAGUCGAGCACGACGCGCAGCACAUGGAUGUGCCGCGCGAAAAUGACGUCGCCACUGCGCAGCGCUCGCCCAUUCCCAUUCCGCGCUCGCGCCAAUCCUCGCGCUACACACCGCCGUAUUCUCCGCGAGUUUCUCUCGACGCGCACGGUGCGGGUCAUUUGGGCGUCGAGCAAAGUCCGCGGUUAGCGUCGCCCAUAUCGCCGCGCUUCAUUCCCUCCGCACAGCCAAAAACGACAGUGGCGAGCAUCAAAGACUUUGAGCUGCUGAAGCCCAUCAGCAAAGGCGCAUAUGGAUCCGUCUUUCUUGCGCGCAAACGCGCGACGGGCGACUACUUUGCUGUCAAAGUGCUGAAGAAGUCUGACAUGGUUGCAAAGAAUCAGAUUACAAACGUACGCGCGGAGCGCAUGAUUCUCAUGAAUAGGACCCAGUCGCCGUUUGUGGUGAAGCUCUUUUUUACGUUUCAAAGUCCAGAGUACCUCUACUUGGUCAUGGAGUAUCUUCCAGGCGGCGACUGUGCUGCACUCGUCAAGGCGUUUGGCGCGCUUCCGGAGGAAUGGGCCCAGCAGUACCUCGCCGAGAUUGUGCAAGGCCUUGCGUAUCUGCACAGCACCGGCGUCGUGCACCGCGACAUGAAGCCCGACAAUCUCUUGAUCGACAAUCGCGGCCACUUGAAGCUGACCGACUUUGGCCUGUCUAAAUUUGGUCUGCUUGGUCGGCAGACGAGGGCGCGGAGCGAAAAGCAGUUGCCGCACGUCAACACGACGUGGGCACAAGCGCCAGAUACUGGAAAGGAGUCUGUACCUGUGCCGUUUGCCAGUCUCGGCUCUUCCGGCGCCGCCCAUCCCUCCGAGGAAUAUUUUAGCCGCGUCGCCCACGACGACACUGACCCGAAGCGCAUCUUUGGCACGCCCGAUUACCUGGCGCCUGAGACCAUCUUGGGUGUAGGCAUGGACGACUUUGCAGUGGAUUGGUGGGCUAUGGGCGUAAUUUUGUUCGAGUUUCUUUGCGGCUACCCUCCUUUCCAUGCACCAACGCCCGCCGAAGUGUUUGACAAAAUACUUUCGCGCAACAUUCGCUGGGAUCCGGAUGCGGAGAUGUCGCGCGAGGCGCUCGAUUUAAUCGACAAACUCAUUUGCACAGACCGGCACAAACGCUUGGGCUCGCGCGGAGUCGACGAAAUCAAGGCCCACCCAUUUUUUGAUGGGGUUGUGUGGGAUACGCUUGACGAGAAGGACGGUCCCUUUGUGCCGCAUUUGGAAGAUGCCACUUCCACUGACUACUUUGAUCCGCGCGGCGCAAUGCCGCAAACGUUUGACGACGAGCCUGCCGACCCGUCCAAAUUGGCCCCCGCGUCGUUGCCAUCUGCGCACCAGAUGCAGCGCACGAGCUCGAGUGGCCAGCAUGUAUCGUCCAACGAGUUUGGCUCUUUUACUUACAAAAACUUGCCCGUGCUGAAGCAAGCAAACGACAAAAUUGUGCGCCGUAUCCUCACGGAGCAUAGAUCCGGAGACUUUCCGUCUAGUCUGGGACGCAUCUCGCCGCAUGAGUCUGAAGAAAACAGGAACGGAAUCUGUCUGCACCGACGCUCGCUUUCCGACUGGCCGAUACACGCCAAACACUUUGCAAUGCCGCGCUCCGUUUCGUUCCUCUCAAACGCAUCGCCGAGUUCUGGUGCCGUUUCUAUUUCGUCCCAGUCGCAAGAGACCGACGCGUUGCACGUACUGGUUGGCGACUCCAACCCUGUGUCGCGCAGUAUCCUGCACGCAUCCUUCUUGCAGGCCCACGCUGCUGUCACCGCCGUGGGCGACGGCGCAGAAAUGUGCCGCUUGGCCAUGGGCGGUGUACGAUACCAUGCGCUCUUUGUAAAGCUCUCGCUGCGUGUGGUGAAUGGGCAGGACGUUGCAAGAAUGAUAAAAUCUACACGUAACACAAACGCUACCACUCCUAUCUAUGCACUCGUGCUUGAGAGCGGCAAUGUGUUGGACGUCGCAGGCAGUAUCUUUGACGAUGUGCUCCCAUUACCGGUUUCCCAAGCACGCAUUACCUCUAUCCUGUCAUCGCUCCAUGAGGAUGAAGAAUCAACCUCUUAUUUUAUGAGCCAAUCCGGCAUGCCGCUGCGAGACGACGACGCUGUCGCUGGCCUCGGCAUGGACCGACUGGCACUGUGA